Dermacentor silvarum is the source of this 4769-nucleotide messenger RNA. RefSeq names its product forkhead box protein B1. The record is from RefSeq and is a predicted model, not a curated record. Bases 139 to 1197 code for a protein of 352 amino acids. Lineage: Eukaryota; Metazoa; Arthropoda; Arachnida; Ixodida; Ixodidae. Gene Ontology annotation, biological process: cell differentiation; anatomical structure morphogenesis; regulation of transcription by RNA polymerase II. Gene Ontology annotation, molecular function: RNA polymerase II cis-regulatory region sequence-specific DNA binding; DNA-binding transcription factor activity, RNA polymerase II-specific. The transcript has a single exon.
CAACGGGAGAGACCGGUCGGCGGCGCUGGGCAAACGCGUUCUUACGCCGGACUCCGCAACAGGGUCCCCGACACGACUCCAACCACCACGGCUGUGACUCCCAAGCAACGCGGCAGCAGCGCUGGCGCUUCGGCAACCAUGCCGAGGCCCGGCCGGUCGACGUACGGAGACCAGAAGCCGCCCUACUCGUACAUCUCGCUCACCUUCAUGGCCAUCCAGAGCUCGCAGGAGAAGAUGCUCACGCUUAGCGACAUCUACAAGUUCAUCAUGGACCGCUUCCCCUACUACCGCAAGAACACGCAGCGGUGGCAGAACUCGCUCAGGCACAACCUCUCUUUCAACGACUGCUUCAUCAAGAUCCCGCGCAGGCCCGACCGGCCGGGCAAGGGCAGUUACUGGGCGCUGCACCCGGCCUGUGGAGACAUGUUCGAGAAUGGUUCGUUCCUGCGGCGACGCAAGCGCUUCAAGCUGCCACGCCAGAUCAAGGACGCCACGGCUGUGGCGCUGGCCGAGCUGAAACACUACGAGACCGUCUCGCAAAACGCCAUCCAGGAACAGGCCAAGAUGCGCCUCACCGCCCUGGCGGCGGCACCGAGUCACCUGCAGGGACACCACGCCGACGCUCUGAGGCACGGGACCGUGCUGCCCAACUACGCCAAACAGUCGUUCUCCAUCGAGAACAUCAUCGCGCCCGACGGCAAGAACUUCAGCGGCGUGCUGCCACCGAGUCCCCCGUACACGACGUCGCCGCACGCACCGCCCCACUUGAGGUCCCUUCCACCGUUCCCGUGCUCUCUGCCUUACGCGACCCAGGCGUCCUGGCACUCGACGUAUUCCAGCCUCGUGGCAGCCGCGGCCGCCGGCCGGCAAGACCUCAACGGCUUUCUGUGCGGCGCGAAGGUGCCGCCCGGUCACUACCCCCUCGCCGGCGUCGUGCCUGUGCCGCCAGGCGCCGGGAUGCCGUUUUCGCUACCGUCGCUGCCCCUCAAGCCGCCGGCUCUUUUGCCGGCGUUCCAGUUCCCAGGACUCACAGCUGAGCAGUCUCUCUUGACAGCACAGAUGACAUCACAGAUGACGUCGGCAGCAGUGACAACCACCAGGGUGCCACCGCCCCCCAGACCGGACUCGGCGUCUAGUGAUAUAUCUUGCAGGUCGCUAGAUGUGGUGUCGGACGAAGUGGCGAACGACCCCUGUUAGUGACGUUUCACCCCUUCCUAAGAACUCUGGUUCGAGCGCCACACUCCGCCGGCGUGGCACACAGACAUUAUUUAUAAGGCGUGAGACGACUACCGUUGCGACGUGUGCAGCACCAGGUGUCGUGGAUGUGUGAAUGUGUGUGUCUGUGCUAGGUGUGCGUGUAAAUAUUUUCCCCUGGUGUCUCGACACGAGCACUGGGUGCUUUGUAUAAAUGUACAGAUGACUGAAUGAAGCGAACGUUGGACGAAUCGAGAAGCAAUGAAGAAUGCAGAGGCGAGCGGAGAGUUGCCGCGAGCCUGCAACUCUUCAAUAUAGUUCCUUAUUUCUGAUAAUUCUCAAGAAGCCAAGGCGUUUGAAGUGGGCUUUACUUUGAAGAAAUGGGAAAGAGCUUUGUCAAGGUGACAAAUCAUGGCGAAGACUUCACACCGCCGGCACGUCUUGGAAACAACAUGACCCACCUCACCUGGCAGCAUCCUUCUCAGCACUCCAAACAGACAGAUCUUCAACGUGUGUUGCAUGUUCUCAACGAGCACCACCUCCACCAAAAAGCAUCCUCCCAUCGACAUAAUUCUUCAGCAAAACCACGUGGAGCUCUGUUCAGCAUAAACCAGCCGACAGGUCCCCUACUAGAACAGCACGCUUCCGGAAGACGCAAGGAAGAACGGUAGGCAACCGAUUUUCAACAAAGACGGUAUCUUUCCUCUCGAAACUCAAACAGCUCCUUUCUUUCGCCCACCGAAAACGAUCGAGCUCGGCCCUCGCGAGAACGAAAGCACCGUAGACACAAUGCACUCUUUCAUUCUCGGCUCUCGUUUACGGACACGCGACGCCCCAAGGCAAGCACGCAUGGCGGCAAGCAGUUCUUCAAAACGGCCACUGUAACGGCCACUGUUCGACAAAUACAUCGCUCUCUCUCUCUCUUGGGAAACUCAUCGGCCCUCUCAGACAGCGUGGUGCCUUCCUGCUUCAAGAAAGUCAACCGGCCGACACGCGAGAAAAAGGAAAGGCGAAGAAGAAGGACUUCUCUCGCGAGAUGAUCCUCCCAGCUGCACGUGCAUGUCCCCGAGCGAACGGUGUGCAAACGCCACAGGAGACACAGUGCCUCGGUUUUUCCAUCGAAGUGCCGCCAACCCCACCAGGGCACAACGAACGUAUUCGCUCACCGCGGACGCUCCCUCCCACCGAGUAGCGUCGUCUCCUUUCUGCAGGUGCGUGCCCAUCGUUUUCCUUCUUCUCAAAGAAAAAUUGAAAGAAAGCCUCGGUGCCCUAAAAGUCAAGAGAAGAACAAGCCCCGAACCGGGCACUGCGUGUGUGUCAUCCAGCCGCGACAAUAGAAGAGAAAGGCGCGAAGAUACAAGCACGCUAGAGAGAGAGAGCGAGAGAGAGAGAAGCCAUGCACGCUGCGGGCGGCGCUUGACACCCCCGCCGUUCCGUUCUUAUCCUCCUCCGUUUGCUCCUGGCCGGAAUGUGGACUUUCUCGCCGUUUUAAAAGAAGGUGCAUGCACCUAUGCGCAUAGUACACCUCUCUACACGCGCUGUCUGUCCUCGUCACCAGCCGGUAUGGUGACACCGCAACCACCCCCUCCAGAAUCUGAAGAAUCGCGAACUACCCGCUGAGAGAUACUGUGCUGCAUGCAGUGUGCGCGCACCGCAGGAAGAACACAAGGGACACAUUUCUUUCGUUUCCGUUCCCGCACAGCACACAACUGAGAUGAGAACCAAGAAAAAGAAGUAUAUGCUGUAUAGAAUAGCGAUGCCUUCCCCAGUUCUAGCACAUUGGAAAGUGCAUGCGCAUAUAUACACAUUGUGCCCCUCUAAAUUUAGGCGCUGCUUUCUUUCUCUUCGCGCAUUCUGUCAGGUCUCGAUCACCUAGUAUGCUUCAAAAGCGGCUGCUGUUAAAAACAGCCCGUGAUGUCAUUGUCGCGAGCGUCUUACCUAAAUGUUUUAAGGAGAGCUACGAACACGCCUUACAGUGCAGUUGUCUCUUGUUAAGAACCGAAUCCCGGUGGUUCAAAUGUCGACAUAGGGUCGCCUUGAUCUCGUACUUGUGCUCUACACCAUAUUUCAGCAUUGUGUUACUGGUAAAACUUGUAACAUUCACACUUUGCAACUUGCUUUCUUUAAAAUGAGGCAUCUGUCACCAUAUAUGGACAAUCAAAAAAAGGGAACCACCAUGCAACUUUUUUUUUUUUACCAUGCAACUCGCAGCCUGGAAACUACUCUGAUUCCAUAAAUUUGCCUCGCCAGGUCACAUUUCUUUUACCAUUGGUUUCAGCGUAAUCAUGAACUCAAACGAUUUGUACCUGCCGAAACACUGUUAUACCAUGCACUCAAGGACAUUCAUAUUGUUGUCGUAUAGGCACGUAGUAAGCUUUCUAACAUGUAUUGUCUGUAUUAUUGACAUGAAAGUUCUAGCCACAUCAUUAGCAAAAGUUGCAAGACCACACAAAAAAGAUUACCUUCAAGUGCAUGCAGUGUACGUCGAUGUUCUCUUUAUUGUGUUGUGAGGCUGAGCGUGAAGUGACGAUCGUACAGCGUAUCAAAUUUAAUGGCUCUAUACACAUGACCCCACCCAAGCAGAUUGAUCAUGCAUAAUACAUACAGCAUCUGAGUCACACAGCAGCUUUUGAAUCGGGGCGCACAUGGUCACUAUGACUGAAUGCACACAAUGCAUCACAAAUGGAAGCCGUCCUAACAUCGUUUCUUUGCUCUUUGAUAACUGCAUUAUCGCCGCUAUUUGUUCGUUCCUUUGCAAUCUUUAUCCCUUGUUAACUCACUGGAGUCGCACUGAUUAACGGAGUCGAAAAACACGCAUGUGCUUUCAGCGGAGACCUAAAGAUAAACAACUCGAUGUAGCUUGUCUUAUCACUGCCUUGCAAACGUGCAAACACGUUCCUGUUUCAGCGGGAAGAUUUUUUGCAACGCAUCACACAUGGAAGGUAUUCCGUAUAUUUGACUUCGAAUCACUUGUGAUAGACUCAUAUUGCUUGCUAUAAAUGAAAGCUGCUUGAUCACCGGAAAGACUACUUUUUGUCUGGUCUUAAAAAACACAAAUGUCUAGACAACUCACACGAACGACGCAUAAGGAAGAGCACAGCGUAUACGCUCACUUUUUAGCAAAAAAAUGGUUCAACACGCUUGUGGUCGCUAGGUCACACCAAAGCAAACUGCAUGAAAACGCCGACAACUUCGAUGGUAUUAUCAGUGCAUCCGUUGCUUCGUGAAAAGAAUUUAUCAGUGAGCGAACUUCCGUUAUCUCCUUUCUGUUCAGUGUGAUAUCUGUGUUUGUUGUCUAACACGAGCACGUAUAAACAGACGCGCUAUAUUGCAUAUGCAGUGCAAGACUGUGGUGGGCAUCGCUAGUCAAUUGGAUUUAGCAACACACGAUGGAGUACACUGAGAAAUGGGCACGCUUUGAGCUGUUGAUGUUGUCAUGUUUAUACCCUGUAGAAAAGUUUGUAAAAUCGAAAUAAAACAAGGUUCACGUGUCCAUGAACGUUGCUUGAGAAACAAUGCUGCUGUCUGUCUUUUGUGUGCGCAUUUCAUCACGCUCGCAGUGUGCGCAGCACAUG